CCUCUCUUCUUGUUUUUCAGUCGGGAAGACGUCUCUGAUCACGAGGUUCAUGUACGACAGCUUCGACAACACAUACCAGGCAACCAUCGGGAUUGACUUCUUGUCGAAAACCAUGUACUUGGAGGACCGUACAGUGCGGCUGCAGCUCUGGGACACCGCCGGCCAGGAGCGGUUCCGCAGCCUGAUCCCAAGCUACAUCCGGGACUCCACAGUGGCUGUGGUGGUGUACGACAUCACAAACCUCAACUCCUUCCAGCAGACCUCCAAGUGGAUCGAUGACGUCAGGACAGAGAGGGGCAGUGACGUCAUCAUCAUGCUGGUGGGCAACAAGACGGACCUCGCUGACAAGAGGCAGAUAACCAUCGAGGAAGGGGAGCAGCGCGCCAAAGAACUGAGCGUCAUGUUCAUUGAGACCAGCGCCAAGACCGGCUACAACGUGAAGCAGCUCUUUCGACGUGUGGCCUCGGCUCUGCCUGGGAUGGAGAGCGUCCAGGAGAAGAGUAAAGAAGGGAUGAUCGACAUCAAGCUGGACAAGCCCCAGGAGCCCCCGGCCAGCGAGGGCGGCUGUUCCUGCUAAUGCAGCCGCCACCGGCCGGCUUCCACGAAACUCCUUGCUUGUUGUGUUGCUUCCUAUUGGUUAGCUUCCUAAGGGGGGCGGGACAUGAGUUUACCAAGAUGGGAGGAUUUUUUUCUUUUCUCUCUGUCUCUAGGAGCGGGGGCGGGAUGGGGAGGGAGGCUGGGCAUCAGGGGUCACGUCACUCUUAACAGCUGUUACUUAAACAACUAUUUUUUGGUUUGGUUGUAAUAUAUUGUACUUUAUUAAGAUUGCCAAAAACUGUUAAAAUUUAAAAAAAAAAAAAAUUUAAAUCAUGUGUAUACAACUUUUUGCCAGAUAAAAAUGUAGUCAUUUUUAUUUGACAGACGUACUUUUUUGUUUUUGUAUAUUUGUAAACUUACAGAGAACCUUUUCCACACACCUCCUUCUUCCUGUCCUCUUCCUGUUUGUCACCUCCGCCUCCCUCCCUCCCACCCCAGCCCAAGAAAUUACAACGAUCCACUGAGCAGUUUAAUUAGACUCCAGUCCGGGGCCAUCUGGCCUCACCCUCCAGGCUCUCCAUGGUUAAAUCCAACACUGACUGAUCCUGGGGAGGGAGCUCUGAUUUGGUCCACGGCAGGAGGGGGAGGUCACAGAGGAACAUGUGACCUUUCCCCUUCCCUGAAAAGCCUUGAUGGGAGUCAAGGGCACAGGCAACCUUGUGUCUUCCGUGCCCUCAGUGACCAGCAGAGCAAGAGGCCACUGGAAGGAUGGGGUGCUGUCGGCAUGGAGGGCUCUGGGUGCAUAGUUAUGGACCAGGGCACCGUGUGUACUUGUCAGAGGGUUUAACUGACCCGUCCAGUGGUCAGUACCCAGAGCUGGGCUGGGUCCCAGAAACGCCUUGUAUGACGCCGGGCAGCGUGCCACCCUGCAGCCUUCCUCCUGGCAUGUCAGGGAGGCGGGAGCCAUACCACACAGACGUGGGCCUCUGGGACUGGGGGAGGGAGAGUUGUCUGCAGAACCGUCAGCUUGAAAGACACAUGUUCUCAGAGCCUCGGUUGCUAAUGUUGAGUACUUUCUGGAGAAGCUGAUUGGCUAUGUUUCGCCCCACUGGCAUGGCGCAGUUGAAAUCUCUGCACAUCCCUUUGUGGAUAUUGUGGCUGCACUGUGGUCACCUGAGGAUAUGCUUGAGGAGGAGUCUCCAGAAGGCUCCCGGGGCUCUCCUCCAGAAAGCCAUCCUUGCUGAUUUUGACUCAUUCCUAAGAGUGGCUUAAUCCCGAGCACUGCAGAAUCUCUAAUGAGAACUCUCCCUUCUCACAAAGGGUUAUAGCCCACUUGGCCAGUACUCUGGGUAGACCCAGACUCACCGCCCCAGGGCCGCACAAAGCCACGCAGUGGGCAGUGCGUCUGGCUAACACCUAAGCCCCGUGCUCGCCACUGGCCUUGGCUGUUCCCCCGGGCUGCGGGCGGGCAUGUCAUCGAUGGGGAGUGGUGGGGUGAACCCCACCAGGUCGUCGAAUGCAUUUGUGGAACUUCUCAGAAACAAAUCCAAAAUGGCAGUAGAGUCCGGCCGGACUGCCGUCUGUGCAGCGGGCCUGCCGCACGCCCUCUGCCCGGGAGGCUGCAAGACAGCUGGAUUUGAGAGAGAAGUUGAUCUGCAGGUGACCGGGAGAGGAAGCAGGAUCCCACUGAGCACCUCUUCCAGAAGGCGAGGACCAAUGUCUGAAUGUGAUUCAAAUGUCAUGUGUUUAGUUUUAUAUGUGUGUACAUAAAUAUAUAUAGAGAUAGACUUGUGCAUACACCUUCCACCAACACAUCCUCACACAGAGAUACAUGUGCUCAAUGUAUAUUUUUGUUUUUCCUGCUCUCAAGUUGGAACUUGUAUUGUGAUAACAGUUUUGGAAAUUCAAAAGUACUGCAACGUGUUGAAAUAAGAACUACUUAAUAUUGUCAAAUAACUUGUGAUUGUCUUGCCAUCAAUAAAAUAAUGCAUAGAUGUGUUCCACUUCAGGCAAAAACAGCCCACGGGAAUAUCUCCACCAAGUCUCCAUGUACUUAUAUGCACGGGUGUCCAAGCCUGUGUGGGCCAGCCCCCCCCCACCCCGGGCACACCCCCAAGUGGUGCUUGUGGGAAUGCAAAGUGCUUACUAACCUCACGAGAAUUGACAGGAGUCCACGUGACAGCAUCCUGCCUGGCUGGCAGUGAGGGCCAUCGCGUGUGGCCUCUGAGACCGCCUCACUUACAGGGAUCUGCACGGGGUCUCUGAACGACUGUAUGGUGGAUUUUUAUUUUCUUGCCACUAAAGGUAGCCUUUCUUAAAGCGUCUUAUAAAACAACACCAAAACUCGGUUCCCUUCUUGGCACACACAUCCGAGAUCCCAUGGACCGAGCAAUGAGAGACCUGGCAGCGGCCAUCUGGCUUGCUGUGGCUGGCCUUCGCGAGUCCUGUCUUUCCUGCAUGCAGCAUCCUCUUGGGCCCAGGCUCUCCCCAGCCCCGUGGCCUCAGACUGAGGGGACUGCCUCCUUCUGUCCUAUCUCAGGAGUGCUGUGGCUCUGCUUUCCAUCCCUCCCUCCCUGCGUCUGGUAAGGCAGCCAGACCUCAUCCACAGAAGUGUGUUGGCUCCUUGAGUCUGUCCUAGCAGGUGCCAUCGCCGUCCUCUUGCUUGAAGGUAGGUUCUUGGCACAGAGCUAAAGUUCUGUAGUGUCGGGUGCUCUUGAAGAUGUCACAAAGCUGCCUCAGCAUCCCAGCAAGUGUUGCAUCUUUGCUGAAUCCAGAUCAGUUAGCCGAGGGCGAAGGGAAGGAUUCCUUUUAGAAAAUGUAGUAAAUCAACCCCUCUCCCCAAAGAGCAGGCCUGACCUAGCAUAUGAACAGGAUCUUCUUCUUUUGGCCCCCUAUUUGGGGCAGGGGAGGAUCUCAAAGAAAAAUCUAUCCUAAAGCUCCUGUUCUGCAGGCAUCAGAUGAAUUGAGUGUCAGAUGGAAGCAGCAGCUAGUGGAUUUACAGCUGCACACAUGCACUAACAGGAAGGUGCCCCAUCAGCCUGUCGAGGGCUCCGUGUGGCCCAAGACUAGUCUGCUUGGUGGUGUAGACAGCAGCUUCCUUUGGUCAGGGGGCUCCUGCUGUCCCCCUCACCAUGUUCUUCCUGUCGCCAUUUUGUAAACAUUCUGUAAUGUCCCUGCUUGGAGGAGAGCUGGAGCUGGGUUCGUUGAAGUAUCUUGGGCAGCAGAAACAAGAACUGAAGGGGUGGCAGCUCAGUGCUGGUGAUAGCUCAGUGCAGACACAUCAGGGCGUAGUGCCCCCAUUGUCCUGGUGGGAGCCGGUGCUGGGAUGGCACCGCUGGCUUCGGCGUCCUGAGGAUAACAGCCUCAUUCCUUCACAAAACAGAAGGCAGGAUGUCAGGACAGUAGACCAGGUAGCCGAGGCCUGCGAGGCAUGGCUGAGCCAGGCGAGGGGCCGCUGAACAGAAGCAUGUCCGUGUGCGUCAACCAAGCAGGGUUGUGUGCUCACAAGUUUCCAAACUACCUCUCCCCAAAGAAUGUGAGGCACUGUCACCCUGCCACAGCGGAGUGAGGCGGACGUCUCACAACCCGUCCUGUUUCACAGGCAGGAAAACAGGGAGGGGUGACUUGCCUGUGACGACCACCCAGCGAGCAGGAGGUGAUCAGAACCUGUGUGUUCCCAUGCUCCCAUCUGUUGCUGACUUGUGUGUGAGCAAGUGUGACUCCAACCUUACACGUCAAGGACUGCCGUGCAUGGGUGUGUUCCUCAGACCAUCCGUACUCUGGUUAGGACAGUAGGUUCUUCCCAGCGUGUCUAAGAGAGCUGGGAGGGAAUACUGGUGCAUUUGCCCACCCCCCUUGCAAGGAAGGGCCAGUGCCCGAGUCUACUUAUUGUCUUGGGCACCCACUCAGAUCAGGGCACCCUGUGAAUCUGUGUUUGAACAAACUACUUCGGUAUUCCAAAACCUUGGGAUUGCAAGGUGCAGACUCCUGUAUGGUUGACACUCCCAGCAGGGCACGGCUUCAUCAGGAAAUCCUCGGAGCGGGGGUUCGGAAGGUUCCUUCUGGAGGCGGGACGCCUCCACAGCAUCAAAGGCCGGCCUGCGUCUCGCGGUGUGUGUCCAUUUGCCCCUCACUUCCCCUCACCCAUCCCUCAAAGUGACGGGCACAGGGGGAGGGGCACAGGGUGGCGGUUCCGUCUGGUAUGGGCUCGGAAGGCAUAGCGGCCAUAUUGACUUCACAUUAAACUGUGUAAAAUGUGGAAAAGACUCAGCAUGUUGGUCAAACAAUAAACUGUCCUAAUUCUCAACACAGA
This is a messenger RNA of Carlito syrichta (Philippine tarsier), 4849 nucleotides long. It is a transcript of the gene RAB6B, whose product is annotated as RAB6B, member RAS oncogene family. NCBI's taxonomy places the organism in Eukaryota, Metazoa, Chordata, Mammalia, Primates, Tarsiidae. Gene Ontology annotation, molecular function: GTPase activity; GTP binding. The coding region runs from base 50 to 577 and encodes 175 amino acids. The transcript has 7 exons. The record is from RefSeq and is a predicted model, not a curated record.